AAUUUACCAGCUUACAUUGCAGUUCUCAGCGGGACACUAAAUUUACCUUAUGACAAAGCUCCAUUUCAGAUUCGAUGGACGGAUUCUCCUAGAAAAGUAGCCUUUCGCCUCACAUCUUGCUGACCUCUCGCCUCUCAUCGGCUCUUUCAACUUUUCUCCCUUCAUUCCUCGGCUCUCUUCCUUCCUCUAGAGCUCCACGUGGUCAUGCCAACGUCUUACCGUUCCUGGCAAUCUCGUAGAUCUUGUCUGUUCAUUCACUGGUCGCUAAAUACUUCUCCCUGGUCUUACUUUGUUUGAUUUCCUUAUUAAUUUUGGUUGGUAAAAAUCGAAGCUGGCGGUUGUAGAACUUGAGCUCUUGUUGAGUUACAGUUGCAAGGCAGUUCGGAUUUGGAAUCUUGAAGAUCUAAGCAGGUUCCAGUCCAAAAUUAAUUUUUUGGGGUGUUGCUGCUUCAAAUUGAAUUCCUUUUGGUUUCUCCAUGCGGUAAAAUCAGGUGUCAGUGUUUCAUUUACCUUGAAAUACAUUAUUUAGGUCUUCUAAUUCUCAACCAGCCAAGUUCUGUUUUUCUGCAGAAUAAACUGAUCAUUGUAUCAUUUAUUGAGGAUCGAAGUUUUUGAUACUAAGGCUUCAAUUGAUUCACGUUUUUGGUGUUGCAAACAUUGAUGAUUUUGUGCUGUUAGCCAGUUUCUUAUCUUUUGAAGAUGAGCAAUCAAUAUGUUGAUAAUCAUGAAGGCACAACAGUGAUGGGAUUUGAAGUGCCAAAAUCUCCUGAUUCAAGUUACAACAAUGCCUGCCCUGGAAAUGAAGAUGAGGCACGAGAUCCACCUAUAGUCCCUCCACAUCUGCAACACACCUUGCUUAGCUACCCAGCUAGUGUGGACACUUCUGAAACUAUUCCUGCUCCGCAGAAUGUAAUUCUCAACCAUCUUUACAUUGAGAAUCGAGAGGCCCCACGUUCUGUGGUGGCUCUUGGUUUUACUCAUCGCUUUCAUUCAAAAUAUGUCACAGUUGUGCUAUACAAACCUGUUCAGAGGAGGGGGAGUACCAGCACUUAAAUAUGCAUAUAGUAUAAAUGCUAAUUAGAGUUGGUCUCGUUGCUCUGAUUGUGAUGGAAUUACUACGGAAUUACCCAGAGAAAAAUAUUAGUCCCACAGUAGCUCGUGGAAUUAAGUUUUAUGUUGUUCAAGUUCUCGUCACUUGAAUGAUCAAUUCUGUCAUGAGGUUAGAUUCGCUAUACGCAUAAAGUUCUCAAUCCACAUUCUUUUCAA
Molecule: messenger RNA, 1266 nt
Organism: Manihot esculenta (cassava)
Lineage: Eukaryota; Viridiplantae; Streptophyta; Magnoliopsida; Malpighiales; Euphorbiaceae
Product: SNF1-related protein kinase regulatory subunit beta-3
Exons: 4
Coding region: 700-1053 (117 amino acids)
Molecular function (GO): protein binding
Source: RefSeq, a predicted model, not a curated record